AUGUCGCACAGCAACAAGGCCGAUUCACGACCAACACCCUCAAUUAUGCUUAGCACAAUUUCCCUGGACUUGAAUAUAUCGCAAAUGCUGCACUGGCCGCCUCCUGAGCACUUAUUCGUCGGGAAGGUUGUGCCAUUUAAGCAACUGGAGAGUGCCGAAAUCACUGCGCUUGUUGAAGGUGUGAUUGCAACCUUACGCAUGGCGGCACUUGUAAUCCGUUUACACGUGGUCAUCAUUUCGUGUCUACUCAUCCCUCCCCCCAACCACCGGUUGGCUAAAUUAGUUGAUGGUUCCAUAAUAUAA
This is a messenger RNA of Babesia bigemina, 303 nucleotides long. RefSeq lists its product as hypothetical. NCBI's taxonomy places the organism in Eukaryota, Apicomplexa, Aconoidasida, Piroplasmida, Babesiidae. The coding region runs from base 1 to 303 and encodes 100 amino acids. The transcript has a single exon. The record is from RefSeq and is a predicted model, not a curated record.